Messenger RNA from Pocillopora meandrina, 5443 nucleotides. Lineage: Eukaryota; Metazoa; Cnidaria; Anthozoa; Scleractinia; Pocilloporidae. The record is from the annotation of a GenBank genome assembly.
CCGGAAAGCGUGAAGGACCUUGUUCCGUAAAUAGGUCGUAAAUAGGUCGUCCUAUAAACUGGCCGAAAACGUUUGCUUCACUCAGAAAUAACUUUUCCUGAUAUGUUAGAACAUGGAGGAAUCACACAGGAAAGUCUUAAGAAAGUUUCGGCUUCACAUCUCGCGAAAUAUUGAUCCAAGGAGAAUAACAGAAGUACUGUUUACCAAAGAAAUUUUGGACGAAGCAAGCAAAGAAUCCAUUCUUGCUCAAACUACAAGUGAGGGGAAGGCAUUUUGCCUCUUGGAUGAGCUUUCUCGAAGUGGUCCUGAUGCUUUUGAAUCGUUUUUGAAUGCUCUUCAUGGCUCCGGCCGUAGUUUCUUGGCGAACGAGAUCAAUCUCCAUCUGUCAGGUAUGAAGAUAUUUUGAUUCUACACGAGCAUAAAAUAUUCAUGUACAUUUUUCACUAAAGACACAAAUAGAAGGUGAACAAAUUGAUUUAUAAAUCUAUGUAACUUAUUUGUUUAUAUGGCAAUCACAAUUAUCACCAGUAUGCUUAAAUAUUUGAUUAUUUAAUUGAUCAAACUUUUCUCUUACGCCUUCAUGUCUUAAUAGCUCAAAACGUAACAGUAAACGUACUCUUGACAUUGGAAAUCGGCCAGCUGAUAAACCAUGAAUGAAAAGCUGACGUGCAACUGCAGACUCAGUUAUUUAUUUGAAAGCACAUGUUCGUAAAGAAUGGUUACCUUCUUCUAUCUGUUUUGGAAAUAUUUCCAACCAUUUUUGGUGGAAACACACAGCUGUACGAGGGAAGGUGGCUCCUCAAAAGGAGCCGUCGACAACAACAAUCCCAUUUAUUUCUUUCUCAGAACAUGAUCCUGCAAUCAGAGUGGCCUUUAGCGCGGUCCGGAUUUUCCCUUCUCUCCACGGGCACUGUAACGCUUUCGUGAGUCGCCGAGAAGACAUGCCUAGCUUCGUUGCCGGGUAAGUACUAAAACAUGGAAAAACCUAAAACCACCUACAACCACCUCAAAAACAUCUUCAGCCACUCGAUACUAUCUAAAACCAUCUAAAACAAGGCAUAAAUGUCUAAAAUAAGGCGAGACGUCAAAAUGUCACGUAGGUGGUUUUAGGUGGUUCCAUGUUUUAGUACUUACCUUCGUUGCCGUUUUUUAUAACUAUAUUUUGCUUUGCCGACUGUGCAGUAUUUUCAGGCAAAUUAUUUUUAAGCAAAUCAAGCCGAUGGAUAACUUGUUGGUCCACACUCUUUUUUCUCUCAAAUCACUUUGGUUGCCAGAAAACACUUGUUUCCAAAACGAAUUUGUGAUAGCAUAUGUGUCGAUAAAUGAGUUAGCACGUGGCCUUAAAGAAGUCUCCAAUUAACUGUACUCCUUCACAAAAAGUAACUCAGAGAGUGAAAACUUUGAGAUACUUGUUUUCGAUGGAAUAAAUCGAUGGAACUUUUAUUCCUUUAAUAUCUGAAUUCUUUUAAAUAAUGUUUUUGUUGUAAAACGGUGAGCAAAGUUUUCAGUCCUAAUACAAAGACGCUUUCGGUAAGUCUUUGCAAGUCUGUUCAAUUUAGCUAUUUGUACCGUAAAUUUCACAACAAGACCCGAAGGAAUUCUGCAAGAAAAACCAUACUAAAUUCUCCUAGGGUCUAAUAAAGGUGUCUCAUUUUAUUUUAGUGUUAUGGUUAAAAAAGGCCAGAUUUACACGCGUCAAUGCAACAAACAAAUGAGCAAAUACCCACAAGUUCAAAACUUGUCAAUAAAUUUACUUGCAAUUACUUUCCUAGCCAUUUACUGACUGAACAAAGAUAUUCUUCCACAAUAAUAUCGAUGGAAGUGUAUGAUACUUUCCGUGAGAUCAUUGAAUGUUUUGAAGAAAAACUUGUCUUGACAGUUUGUUUGCUAAACUAGUACCAUUGUUUUUUUCAAAAGUGUACAAAGUUUGUUUCGAAGCCUUCUAAAUCAUCUUUAUCUGCUACAUAAAUAAACAUUUUCAGUGAAGCCUCUUUCUAUAAUUUGCAUUAUCUCUAUUUUUACUGCCAUUUACUAGCUUGAAAAUUGCUCAGUUUAAAGAAGAUCUUGCUGUAAUUACAGCCCUAAAUCAUUCGGGUUCUUUUGGCAAUUAUGUCUAGUUCCAGAAAAUGUUCAUGCCCUUCACCCAUUGCAGAGGGGAUUUCCUUUGAAAUAAAAUUUGAGAGGGCCAGUUUUGUUGGAAAUCUAGCCCAGAAAUUGCUGGUUGCUCACUUGAAAUAUAUUUCACAGUGGGAAAAAGUACCUUUCAUAAUUAAUAUUCUAAAGUUCUCUCGGUAGCCAGUUCAUUGAAAUUUUCAAAUGCAGUUCUGUUGGUGCAGGUGUCAAUGAAUGUAUUUGUCACUGGUCUUAAUUGAUAAAAGUGAUAUGGUUUGACCAAAUGGCAUUUUUAUGAGGCAGAUUUAAUCAAAUAUUUUCUUGUUAACAAGUUUUUCAUAUUUGAUAGGGAGUAUAUCUGGAGAUUUUCAAGGAGGAGGGGUUUAUACUCAUCUUGAAAAAGCCUUAAUUCAAAAGGGAGGAAUGUGGCUAGGUAUUACCACAUAUUUACUCAUAAUGCACUGAAUGAUGCAAUUACUGAGUUGUAGUGGUCACUAAAAAUGUUCUAAUUUUUUUUAUUUGCAGGUGUACAGCCCAGUGAGGGUAAUGAAUGGAGACCAAGAUCUAUUGGCCUUCCCAGAAAGGUUCCUAAUUUUGUUGGAAGGAUAGAUAUUUGUGAAGAAAUCACAGGGUUGUUGACCACAGAUGAGGAUGACAUAACUUGCCUUGUCACUGUUGUUGCCCCUCCAGGAUUUGGAAAAACUGCACUUGCCAAAACUGUCGGAAACAUGAUACUGAGUCAAGGAAAAAAAGAUGUGAUAUACAUGUGCCUCAGAUCAGUGUCAUCUCUUGCAUGUGCAGCGGAAUACUUGCUAAAGGAAGCAGUUGGUUCUCAUGCUGAUCAGAAAGAUGCAGUUUCACAGCUGAAAAGGUAUUUAACUUCCCUGCGAAAUCCAACAGUGCUGAUUCUGGAUAAUGCCGAAGACUUGCAAGCUGAAGAUGAGUCAAACUUUUAUAAACUUUUGGAGAAUAUUGGUGUCCAUGCCAAAAAUCUUGUCACACUUAUCACGAGCAGGAUCCCUAUCUCGACAUUAGAUCUCUGGUCUUUUGCCACCAAACAUUAUCCCCUACGACCACUAGCUAAUGAAGACUCAUUGCUCUUUCUCAAGAACUGUGUGCCCGACAUCUCACGUCAAAGUGCAAAGGAAUUUGCUACUGCUUGUCGUGGUAUUCCCCUGCUACUGAACAUAACAGCAUCAUUUUUAAAAAAAAAGGCAGUUAACCCUAGUGAUCUCCACAGAAAGCUACAAAACUGUCCUCACAGUUUUCUGAAAGGAAAGAGCCAAAAAAUUCAAGAGUUAAAUUCCCAUCUUAAAGUAUUUUACAACAAUUUACAACCUGAAAUGAAGAAAGUACUUGGUUUUUUGGCUUCCUUCCCAAGAUCAUUUACCAAAGAGGAAGCAAAAGACGUGUUGUUCCCAACUGAGGAUUUCCUAGAUUUCCAGUACAUGCUCGACAAUCUUGAGCAACAUUCACUCUUACAGCUAGAUGAAGUCAGCAAUCAUCUAUACUAUAGCUUGCAUCCUCUUGUACAAGCAUUUUGCAAGUCAUCACGGGAAGAGACCUGCAUGGAAUAUAACACAGCCAUUAAACUUUUUUCAAGGCAUUACCUUACACUUCUGCAAGAUCUGAGUGAUAAAUUUAUUGGUACAGAUGGUAAAGUUGCCAUUGACAAAUAUCACAUCAACAAGACUAACAUCAUUCAUGCGCUUGUAGCAUCAGUUGAAGAAGGGGAUGAUCAGUUAAAGCGUGAUGGACUGACCAUCUCUACCAAUGCUGUGAACUUCUUGGCAAAAGUCUUAAACAUAGGUGAAUUUAUGUCUGUGUAUUCACAGUGUUCUCAGGCAGCUGUGAAACUGAAUGACAAAAUCCUUCUCAGUGAGUGUCUUGUUUCCAUUGGAUUUAAACAGCUGUGUUACUAUGGCUACAAGGAUGCAUUCCACACAUCUGCAAAAGAAAGCCUCCAGCAAGCACAUGAACUUCAAAGUGAACUUUCGAUUUCUGGUACAGAAUGUGAGGGACACUGUAAGUGCAAGCUGGGUCUUUGCACUUUCAUUUCUGGGGACAAAAAGAAAGGCAUCUCACUCAUAGCACAAGGCAUUGCUAUACGGAAGAGGAGGGUACGCUCUGAUGGAUCUGGUAAAGUGGAACGCAUGCUUCUUGCUGGUGGCUUCUGUGAUUUAGCUAGUAAGUGUUGAGAAUUAACAACUGAGCUCUUUGCACUUCAAUGUUGAAUGAUUUUAAUUUAAAAAAAUUAAAAUACAGCUUUUUUAAGUGGUAAGUAAUGCACCCAUAUCUUCCAUAACCUGGCAAGAACUUUUUGUUGUUCAUCUUUAUUCUUGUAGUGGCCAUGUUUGUCAGUGGAAAUUUGAGAGCUGCUGUCAACAUCUGGACAAACAUCUGUCUGGUCAGAUACAGAGAGCUACUGGGGCAACACCCCUUCACAGCCUCCUUAUUACAUUACCUUGGAGAUGCUUAUCAGUGUCUUGGUGAUCUUAAGCGUGCAGUAGCGUUCAAGAGAGAGUCCCUUGAAAUGAGGAAAUACCUUUUAGGUAUGUAUUCUCAAAUCAGAGGUCUUUAAACAACCUUCCUUACGACAGGAUGCGAGAAAUAUGCAAUAGGACUUUGCAUUUCUAAUACUGAGUGAGUUUUUAGAGUUAUAACAAAUGUGACAAGACAGUGCAGAGGGUUUUAGUUACUCCUAAAAGUUGUGCCUUUCCAUUGUCAUUAUAGAUUGGAUUCAGUAUUGGUAAAUGUCUGCUAGUUGUUGAAACCGCAGAAAACACAAUAAGUAACGUGAAAUGUGACGUGAAUAUCCAACUUGCUGUUUAAUACUUUUAAUUAGUGAAUUGAGUAAUACACUAAGGCUGUGUGAUAGAAGCUCUGAAAGAGUUAUAUCAUACUCUUCAGGCAUAUAUUACAAAGACCUGGUCAUGGCUCAAACUCAAACCAACAUGCUAGCCAAUAAGCCGACACUCCUUGUAAUGACCACAUUCCAUUUUCAAAUCCUGAUAAACUGCCACUUACAUUUUCAGCUGGAGGUUUUCCCACAAUUUAUGUUGGAAGUUUUCUUAGUCCUGAUUUUGUUUUGUAUAUUUUAGGUGACAAUCAUUUGGACACUGCCAGAGCUUACUAUGGUUUGGGAUGUGCUCUUGGAGCCCUUGGUUCAACUGAAGAAGCAUUAGAAAACAUAAAAAAAGCUCGUGAAAUUCAAAUACGUUUUGCGGCGUCUGAGCAAGAUAUCGACAAGACAAAUCAAGAAAUGAACCGUUUGAGAGGAAGAGUUACAAUGGACUUUCCAUGUUUCAAAGUGGAACAAAUGUAUAUUUAA